Messenger RNA from Knipowitschia caucasica, 477 nucleotides. NCBI's taxonomy places the organism in Eukaryota, Metazoa, Chordata, Actinopteri, Gobiiformes, Gobiidae. The record is from the annotation of a GenBank genome assembly.
AUGGAGACUGCAGCUUUGGUUGCUCCUGUCACAGCCCUGGAGUUCAUUCAAGACGAGCUUCUGCUGUCAGGUGACGGUCCAGUGUUGACAGUUUACAGUCUUCCAACUUGUCCUAAAAGGACCUCUGCAUUGAUUGUGCUCCAACACCAGAGAAUUCAUGGGAUACGGCCGAGAGAAUUACAGCAAGGAGGUAAUGCACAAUGUGGACAGACCAACACUGUUUACAACUUGGCAGUGUUUGGUGGCAAAGCUUUCGUCAAGAAAGAUUACUGUCUGUUCUUUGCGGAGGUGGGCACCGAUCUUGGAGUCUUUGGACAGAUGAAAAAGGCCACUGGACCGGAAAUGGCGCGCUGGUUUUUAUCAAGCAAGGCGCAGUUUUGGCAUCAGAAAAAACGUUACAGGAAGCAAAUGGCAAAAUUGGUUGGACUCUUCGAGAGGGGGUGCACGGAAGAGGAAUUGGGUGUAUUCACAGGUUAG